Molecule: messenger RNA, 1812 nt
Organism: Abrus precatorius (Indian licorice)
Lineage: Eukaryota; Viridiplantae; Streptophyta; Magnoliopsida; Fabales; Fabaceae
Product: protein-tyrosine sulfotransferase
Exons: 13
Coding region: 156-1700 (514 amino acids)
Cellular component (GO): membrane
Molecular function (GO): heparan sulfate 6-sulfotransferase activity
Source: RefSeq, a predicted model, not a curated record
GUCCUAAUUUAAACGCCGCGAGCUUCAACUUCGUUCCCAUUUGUUUUCCCGGGAAAGUUCCUGUUCGGUUGGCGAGAAAAUCAGCUUCCGCUCAAAACACAAAGGCGUUUUUGCGCGAGUGGGUCCAGCUCUAUCAUCCGAGUCCCGACACAUUUAUGAGCACGAGAUCCCGGAGUUCGAUACAGGGUUUUCGCUUCGCAGGAGUAGGGAUUUCGUGCAUGGAUCCUGCUCUCAAGUUCCUUUCGUUGUUGCUCAUCCUUCUCGGAUUAGUGCAUGCGUCUUUUGCGAAAAAUGAUUUCGAACAUUGCGAAAGAGUUGUUAGGAGUUGGGCUCACUCGUCGCUAGCUAAAGAGAUGAAACAAGAAGAUAAGCACACGCUAAGGGAUUUGCUGUUUUUCCUCCAUGUCCCUAGAACGGGAGGGCGCACUUAUUUUCACUGUUUUUUGAAAAAGUUGUACCCCAGCUCUCUGGAAUGCCCUCGCUCUUAUGAUAAGUUGCGCUUUGAUCCAAGUAAACCAAAAUGCAGGCUGUUAGUUACACAUGAUGACUAUAGCAUGACAUCCAAACUUCCAAGGGAGAGAACUUCUGUGGUUACCAUACUUAGGGAUCCAGUUGACCGCAUCUUUAGUACUUACGAAUUUUCAAUUGAGGUUGCUGCUAGAUUUUUGGUGCAUCCAAACUUGACAUCUGCAACACGGAUGGCUUUUCGCCUAAGCUCUAAGACUAAGGGAGUAAGCACACUGGAUAUCUGGCCAUGGAAGUAUCUGGUUCCAUGGAUGAGGGAAGACCUAUUUGCGAGGAGAGAUGCUAGGUAUAUUAGGGGACCAAAUGUCAUGGAGAGCAAUGAUUCUUAUGACAUGGAAGACUUUGCAAUGCCAUUACAAGAAUACAUCAAUCAUCCUGUGGCUGUGGAUAUUGUACAUAAUGGAGCCACAUUCCAGGUUGCAGGUUUGACAAACAAUUCUUAUACAGCAGAAGCACAUGAAGUGAGGCAUUGUGUACAGAAUUAUAAGAUUCUUGGAAAAUAUGUGCUACAAGUUGCGAAGAAGAGACUGGAUGAUAUGCUAUAUGUUGGUCUUACUGAGGAGCACAGAGAAUCUGCAACAAUGUUUGCAAAUGUGGUUGGUGCUCAGGUGAUAUCACAGCUUAAUACACCAAACACUAGCCUGGAUACUGCUGAUAACACAGACAGGAGCUCAUUUUCCGAUUCUGAUCCUGAUAGCAGUGAACAUCAGAAUAGCACCUCAGACAGGGGAGCAAGUGAGGUUACUUCAAGUGAAAGUGGAGAAGCAGCAGAAUCCCAUAUGACUGUUAGAGAACUCAUGAAUGCUUAUGAAGUCUGUAUUUCCAAUUUACGGAAGGCCCAAUCACGCAGACGCAUCUCUUCUUUAAAGAGGAUUUCUCCAGUGAACUUUACAAAGGAGGCACGUUUUCAGGUUCCUGAAGAGGUUCUCCAGGAGAUAAGGUCUUUUAAUGACCUUGACUUAGAGCUCUAUGAAUAUGCGAGAGCCAUUUUCUCUAAGCAACAUAAAACUUCAUUGCAGAUUACUGAGGAGAGAUGGAACAACAUAUCAAGCGGUGCAUAUGGCAUCAUCCUCUGGAAGGUCCUUACGUUAGCAAUUACUUUUUUCUUCCUCCUUUUCUUAUUCUUACUAAUUGUAAAUGCGAGAAGAAGAAGAACGUCGAAAGUUAAGAAGUGAAAAAAUUGAAUUACAAUUUCUGGGAUAACAGGGUCUAAAAGAUUUUAUUGAACAAAUAUAUUAGACCAGAUUAGCGUUCAGCCUUUGUUUGAGAGACCGAUAAUCUCAUUCC